Molecule: messenger RNA, 1104 nt
Organism: Kuraishia capsulata CBS 1993
Lineage: Eukaryota; Fungi; Ascomycota; Pichiomycetes; Pichiales; Pichiaceae
Exons: 2
Coding region: 1-1104 (367 amino acids)
Biological process (GO): SCF-dependent proteasomal ubiquitin-dependent protein catabolic process
Cellular component (GO): SCF ubiquitin ligase complex
Molecular function (GO): protein binding
Source: RefSeq, a predicted model, not a curated record
AUGUCCGAUGCAGAAAUUCUGCGAUUGCUGAGCCAGACGACUCUCACCGAGAAGGAUGAGAGACAGAGGGUGGAGCUUGCUGUAGAGUUGUUUGAGAAGGGAUCUCAAAGGGAGCAUGAAGGACUGUUGAGUGAAGCUGUUGAGUUCUAUAGAAGGGCGUACAAACUAGACGAGGGAGUGGAUAAAAAGGUCAGGGCCAAGAUAAUCGCAGAUCAACCUCCUCCAGAGAAAAGAAGGGUAGACUCUGAUCAAAUCAAACUGGAUAUCUCCAAAGUGAAUGUCAAGGAUGUUUUAAAUAGUUAUUCGGAUUCAGGGAUUUUUCCGGCAGAAGAGGAAGAGCCGUUUUUUUUCAACGUGUUGCCGGAUGAAAUUCUUAUGCUAAUCAUGCAGAAGCUGGUUCGCCAAGAUACUCCUGCGUGGUUCAGCUUCGCAAUGACUUGUCGGAGAACAGCUUAUCUUGGCUUCCAUCAUCAUGAUAUCUGGAAGAGUCUUUGCGAACUAAUUUACCCAGCCCAGGUUUAUGAUACUGCGUCUGCCGAGUUGAAUGGCGUUGUGGCUGACCAGGAAGACAUGGUCAAGGCCUGGAACUACAACUGGGAGAAAAUGCUUUGCGAGCGACCAUUCGUGAAAUUCAACGGGCUGUAUAUUAGUGUGGUAAAUUACCAGAGAGAGGGAGGAAGAAGCGAGAGCUCGCGCUCCUGGAGCAACCCUCUGAUGAUCAUCACCUACUAUCGCUAUGUACGAUUCUUUCCAGACGGCACCUGCUUACGAUUUCUAACAGAUCUUGGGCCUCGGAAGGUUGUUCCGUUGUUCAGUAAAAACUGGCGAGAAAACGGUUUGCAAAAGGUGUUUUCAGGAGUGUGGAGUCUCACUCCCGAGGGAGUUAUACGCAUAGAAUACGAGGGCUUUGUGCCCAAGUAUUACUUUGUGGAUGAGUUACAGAUUGUAAAUGGAAGCAAGCAUGCAAAGCAUCACAAGUUGCAAUGGGUGAGCUGUUACUCGGUGGAUAAGGAGACGACGGAGAGGGGAGUGUUUUCCAUGCGGAACGAGAGACCGUUUGCAUUUUCAAGGGUCAAGUCGUAUGGGGAGAACAAUGGAGAAUAA